CAGUAUAAGUUUGGCUCCGGCGACGUUCCGCCAACAAACGAUGUUCUCAGAAAAUCUGCCCGGUGUUCCAGGGAACAUUCGCCGGUCUUCCCGGGGAACCUAUUGGGUGGGACUUUCUUUCGUGCGCCACGCCGGGGUUCCCAGCUCCAUGGACACGUACUCCAACAAUCCAUCGGCCAGGCAGAGAACCGUCUAUGUAAGUCCAUUGUUUCCUGGAUGAGAACAUGCUAGUGCCCGCUUGGUUCGGAAAUAGCAAAACUUGAACAUUUUAAAUAUAACCUUUACAGUAUUUCCAAAUAUUUUUAUGCACACCGUGGGUGGAGAGAAAAGUUGGGUAAAAUAAGAUUGCUGGAGACUAUGUUCGAGCAAAAUAAAUAUUUUUAAAAUUGUAUAGAAAAAGCGCAAACGGUGAUUUAAUAUCACAAAUUUUCCCAGACCUUGAAUGUUUAAUUAAAAAGAUAUGAGAGAAGUUUCAUGUAAGAUACAUGGAGAUAUUAAAAAUAUCUUCAUGCCUAUAUGGAAAUUCAUUAAAUAAAAAAAAAGAGCUUUCUUAAACAACAGUUACUUGAAGAAAAUAGAUAUCAUAUAUUAUAUUGUACUUCUAUUUAUAAUCUGAUAUCAUACAUUAAAUAUCGCACGUCUAGGUUUAAUUUGGUUGUUUCUGUUCAAAUCUGUUUCAGUCCGUGGACCAGAACACUAUCAGGUCCUAUUACCUGAGGUAUGGCAUGAUUGUUGAGUUGGAUGCAACGGGAAAACCGAUAGGAAGUCUCCAUGACCCCACAGGUGAGUGGCCCCUUGAAAUUGACCGUUGACCUGUGUCAUCCACCUGUGUGUCCCACUGAGCUUCUGACAGUCAUGACAAUCUUUUUGUUUCCUGUCUGCCAGCUGUCUCCCCCAGAAUAGCACUUUUUAUAGUACUUUUAGACAUAGAAAAAUAAUAAAUAUGGUCCAAUAACAAUGCCAAAUGAUUUAAUAACUAACCUAUACCUAUCAACGUAUGAUUCAGUGAGCAGACACCAGCUCGCGGUUGUAUUGCACGGUCCAGGUUCACUGACUUUUGUGUCAGAUGGAAGGAGAGAUUGGUCUCUACGAAUUUCAAAUUUCAAUUUUGGAAUUUCAGAAAAAAUAGUCUAUUUAAAAUGGACUAUACCCCACGAUCACAAGAAAUAUAAAAAUAAAAUUAAUAUAAAUUGAUAAUCUAAAUCUAUAAGAAGGAGUUAGUGUCCAUAAGUAGGAGUCAGUCUUUAUAUGUAGGAGUCAGUGUCCAUAAGUAGGAGCCAGUGUCCAUAAGUAGGAGUCAAUGGCCAUAAGUAGGAGUCAGUGGCCAUAAGUAGGAGUCGGUGGCCAUAAGUAGGAGUCAGUGUCCAUAAGUAGGAGUCGGUGGCCAUAAGUAGGAGUCGGUGGCAAAGCUGAGGUUAGUGCCACCCGGGGCGGACCAAUAUUUUUGCCCCCCCCCCCUUUCCACCACAAAAGUUGCCCGAAAGUGUCUUCUCUUCAUAGAAAGAAAAAAAGUGCCCCAUUGUGUGGACCCCCCCACCACUCCUCCAUCCAUCCCCUUUCCUACGCCACUGCCAGGAGUUCUUGUAGUUUUUAGUAAAGUAUAAACUUGUUCAAAUCCCUGCAGGGAAGACAACAAAAUGUAAACCAAGUGUAAACAAAGUGUAAACCAAGUGUAAACAAAGUGUAAAAAAAGUGUAACCAUUGAGUUGAGAUCGACUUUGUUGUCGUCACUUUAAGGGAUAACUUGUAGAUGGAAACGAACAUGUGAAAUUCGGUCAAUGAAACCGUUGCCCACUCAGCACAAACCUUGCCACUGACAGGAAACUACAAACGAGUUGACGUUUAAAUGGGCAAGAAACUAUCCAGCUGAUGUGGAUUGACGGUGGACUUUCAGAAGUCACCUUGACCUUACCUACGUGAUAAAACAUUUGUUUAUGGAGGGCGCUGUUGAUAACUUUGAUUUGUACUCAGUCUUAGUGGCAUAUCCGAGAUCGGGGAAAAAAAGGGGGGGGGGGUGUGAGGAAUGAAGCAGCAUGGUCUAUUAUAAGGUGGUUUAACUUUGACCAACAAUUUUUGGUCUCAAUAUAAGUUUUUUUUUAACGUGGCCCUCUGUUUAUAAAAUUUUUCUACACGCUGAAGAAAAAUCCACCAACCAACCAACAAACCAAACCAGGCAGAUAGAUCGUAUCUGCAACAAGCCUGAACAACUCAAAAGAUGAAGCGGGCCGUAAAACUUUAUGAAAAAGAUAAUAGGACAGCGGGCCGAAAGAUAAUAGGACAGCGGGCCGAAAGAUAAUAGGACAGCGGGGCGAAAGAUAAUAGGACAGCGGCGAAAGCUAUUUCGUCACUUCGCGGUGGGUGUUGGCGGGCUGCCGUGGGCCGUAUGUUGUGCAGGUCUGAUCUACAAGACCAAAUGAAACUUAACCUUUCUCCCUAACAAUCACCUUUAACCGUGAAAGAUAUUUAUUAAGAUCAUGUUCAGCUGUGUGACCUUAGUUGUUCCCCCCCCCCACACACACACACUUCUAAAUACCUUCUAAUACGUAAUUUCAGUUAUAAAUGCAGUGUUAGACUCAGCGCCAAUGGCCAACUCGGUUGCCAAUGGUAACUUCGGGUGCCAAUGCGGGUGCUAAUGGUAAAAUCGGGUGCCAAUGGUAAACUCGGACGCCAAUGGUCAACUCGGACGCCAAUAAGAAACUCGAUUCAACUUCAGCCCAUCGCAUGUCUCUAUUCCAGGUAUGGUUAUCAACUCUAUUUCUGAAGCUGCUGAAAACGAAGGCCUCCUGUACAUCACCUCACCAAGCGUCCCAUACGUCCUGAGAAUUGUGCUGCCCCAAGGUGAUAACAGGGUGGUCACAAUUGACAGUGUCAUACAGGUAAACUAACAUAGUCCGGCAUUUUUUUGUGUGUGAUAAAGUAAAAUAGUGAUACUGAUAAAGUAACAUAACAAUACAGAUAAAAUAACAUAACCAUAAAAGUAAAAUAACAUUGCCAUAUAUGUAAAAUAACAUUGCCAGAAUGAACUGUAGGCUCAGGGGAGUGAGUUGUUUUGUUGCCCCUCACACUAACGACCACGAAGGUGGAGGCACAGGGCCGAAGGUGGAGGCCCAGGGCCGAAGGUCGAGGUACAAGGCUUAAGGUGGAGGCACAGGGCCGAAGGUGGAGGCACAGGGCCGAAGGUGGAGGCACAGGGCCGAAGGUGGAGGCACAGGGCCGAAGGUGGAGGCACAGGGCCGAAGGUGGAGGCACAGGGCCGAAGGUGGAGGCACAGGGCCGAAGGUGGAGGCACAGGGCCGAAGGUGGAGGCACAGGGCCGAAGGUGGAGGCACAGGGCCGAAGGUGGAGGCACAGGGCCGAAGGUGGAGGCACAGGGCCGAAGGUGGAGGCACAGGGCCGAAGGUGGAGGCACAGGGCCGAAGGUGGAGGCACAGGGCCGNUAAAAAAACCCCCCCCCCCCCCCCCCCCCCCCCCCAGUUCUUAUAAAUGUUAAUCGAUGGCUAAAUGCACGUGCAGGUUCUCAGAAGCAGAUGUCAGAUCCCCGAAGACAAACUAGUCGAGGCCAAGGCUGUUCUCACCCAGUACAUCAGCCAACAAACGGGCAACAGCACCAUCACCCCGACCACGAACACGUCACCAACAAGCUUUACGACUGCCACUCCCACCAUCACCGUUUAGUGUCACGUGACGUCCUCCGUGGGGGAACCAAUCAGAAGGAACUUAACGAAGAAUGGUUUUUUUUCCAUUUAAUUAUUAUUAUAAUUUUUUUUUUUUGGAUGCGGAAGUUGUAAUGAAAGAGACGCCAUCAUUGUAGCAAUGAAAAAUAAGCAAUACUUAUGACAUAGAUCUAUAACUUUAUGUGUGAACUUAUAAGAAUAACUUUAUUUUAUGACAUGUCACUUUACGUGUCAACCUAUAAGAAACACUUAUAUUAUGUCACUUUAUGUGUCAACCUAUUUUAAAGUGCAUAUGAACAUACAAACACGUGCCUAAUAUUUGAACUCUUAUGUACAGAUAGUUGGAGUAUGCUCAAAAUCUACUGAUAUUGUGGACUUAAAUUUGUAUAUAAUUCGAUUCAAUUGAUAAAAUUGCUUCAUGAACACGGAACUCGGUUGUUUAGGAGAUAAUGGUAGUUAAGGAAGUAAUGGUUGUGUAGGAGGUAAUAGUUGUUAGUAAUGUUAGGGGGGGGGGCAAUGUUUCCGGUCUUAAUAAUUAUUAAUAACUUACGUCAAGUAUCUAAAAAGUUUUUGUAUGGAAAAGGGGGGGGGGGNGGGGGGGGGGGAAGAGAGAUGAAUUUUUUGGUGAUCGAUUAUGAGGAAGUCUAAAUUUUGAUAUAAAUUGAUGACGAUGAAAAAAGAGGGAAAAAGGGGGGAGGUGGUAAAGAUCGGCCAAAAUUGUGUGACGUCAUUUAUGGAUUGCAAACCUCUGAAUCCCCCACAACGACAACAACAACAACAGCAUAACAACAACAACAAAAACAACAUAACAACAACAACAAGAAUAACUACAACAACAACAACAAUAACUACAACAACAACAAUAACUACAACAACAACAACAACCACAACAAUAACUACAACAACAUCAACAACAAUUACUACAACAACAACAACAACAUCAACAACAACAACAACAACAACAACCCCAACUCAAACAGCAAAAGGAUUGGUUAGUUAAGCACCCUUCUCCUCAAUUAGUUGCUGUAUCAGAGCCCUAUGUGAUUUCUAACUUUUGAACAGUGAUGUCGGCUGACGUCAGAGUUCUCUUCCUUGCUGUUUAGAUUAAUGAUAAAACUAUAAUAACUUUAACAACAAGGAGACAUUGUGAAGUCAUUUUGUUAUAAGAUGAUCCUAAUGAAAAGAAGUUACAACUAAUAUGGUUGUCUCAGAGAGUACGCCACUGGUUGGUAUAAAUGAUUUUAUGUUGAAAUAUGUCUAGCAGCUCAUUGGUCAUAAUCGUGUGCUAAUGGCGAAUAUUUUCAUAAUAUGAGGUGGAUGUUGUUUAACUUACGUGUAAAAAUUAAAUUAGUAAAGAAAUAAAUAUUUGAGUGCAGCGUCUUGUCGUUAAACUUUGUGUUUUUGUUGCAUAAUCUCUCAAAUAAAAAUAACACAUUUUUUUUUAAAAAUUA
Lymnaea stagnalis (great pond snail) is the source of this 5125-nucleotide messenger RNA. The record is from the annotation of a GenBank genome assembly. NCBI's taxonomy places the organism in Eukaryota, Metazoa, Mollusca, Gastropoda, Lymnaeidae.